Molecule: messenger RNA, 838 nt
Organism: Terrapene triunguis (Three-toed box turtle)
Lineage: Eukaryota; Metazoa; Chordata; Testudines; Emydidae
Product: protein cornichon homolog 2-like
Exons: 5
Coding region: 1-516 (171 amino acids)
Biological process (GO): regulation of AMPA receptor activity; vesicle-mediated transport
Cellular component (GO): synapse; dendrite
Source: RefSeq, a predicted model, not a curated record
AUGCCUGGAUACACUGCCCUCAUGUCCCACCCCAGACUCAGCCGGGUCCCAGGGCUGGGCCAGGAGGAUCUGUCUCUCUCUGCAGCUGUCUCUGACCCUGCUCUCCCCCCACAGAUCAUCGCUUUUGACGAGCUGCACACAGACUUCAAGAGUCCCAUUGACCAGGGGAACCCGGCGAGGGCACGAGAGCGAUUGAAAAACAUUGAGCGGAUUUGCUGCCUCCUGAGAAAGCUCGUGGUCCCUGAAUACUCUAUCCAUGGGCUCUUCUGCCUCAUGUUCCUGUGUGCAGCCGAGUGGGUCACCCUGGGCCUCAACAUCCCUCUGCUCUUUUACCACCUCUGGAGGUACUUCCACCGCCCGGCAGACGGGUCCGAGGUGAUGUACGAUGCUGUCUCCAUCAUGAACGCCGACAUCCUCAACUACUGCCAGAAGGAGUCGUGGUGCAAACUAGCCUUCUAUCUGCUGUCCUUCUUCUACUACUUGUACAGUAUGGUUUAUACUUUGGUGAGUUUCUAAGAGGACUGAGUGGGGGCCCCACAAUUAUCUCAGUGGCUGCUCCCGGACUCCUGGGUUCACCCCCAACCAGCUGUUUCUAGGAGAGCGCAAGAGAUGCUGGGAACACAGGGGGGCCCUGAAACUCCAACACCCCCAUGGAUUUGAGGCUCUGCCCCAUCGCUGGACGACUCGCAGGAUCAGACGUUGGGCCUCCCCAUAUUAGGGCCGCCCCGCGUUUUGAGUGACUCACUAAACCCUGCUGCCCCUCAUUUCUGCAGCGCCCAUGAGGAGGGGAGCAUCUGCCUCCCAGAUGUACCCUCCCCACCUGUGAGAUGGGGGCCAG